Molecule: messenger RNA, 1371 nt
Organism: Mercurialis annua (annual mercury)
Lineage: Eukaryota; Viridiplantae; Streptophyta; Magnoliopsida; Malpighiales; Euphorbiaceae
Exons: 5
Coding region: 78-1247 (389 amino acids)
Source: RefSeq, a predicted model, not a curated record
UUGACCGGUAGGUUUCGAAGUUCUCCAUUCUCUUUUUCUUGUGAAACUUGUUUAAUCUACACUAUAGAAACCAGAAGAUGGAUGCUACAACCAUUACUGAGAACCACCCACAAACCAAAAUCUACGGCUCCGAUCAGCUCUCAACUAUUAGGGCGGUGAAGGGUUGUUUAGCUGAGAUAAUACGGUGUUUAGAUGAUGAGGGUAGUGUUGAAGUGGAAGAAGCACAAGACAGUGAACUAAUGGACAUUUAUGAAGAGUUAACUUCAAUUGCAAGUGUGGCAAAAUCAAAAGUGAAAGAGUUCAAAGAAAAGAAGAAGAAUGAGAGAAAGCAAUUAGAGAGCAGUACUAUAGUGAGCUUGACUGAGGAGAAUGGUGAUAUUAACAAUUUGUUAAGGGUUGCUUUGUUGGAGAAAGCGGCGGUGGAGAAUAAAGUGAAAGGGAAUACUGAGCAAAAGAGGAUGGCUUUGCUACAGAUUGCAGAGAUGGGAUUGCAGAGAGUAGGGUUUGGUUUUCUGAUGGGAAGUGGACGUACUGCGCUAUCAGGAGAGAGCUGGGGAGCUACCACCGCUCCGGCCAGCACUACUGCCAGUGUCAAAUCAGACGGGAGUGACUAUGAAGAGGAGGUUAUUAGUCUAGCCUCAACAGUUGAGAGAAUAAUGAAGAAUUUGCGACGUGAAAUCAAUCAAUUGAGAAGAUCCUUGGAAGAGUCUAGGUCAGAUGCUCAGCGACUACAGAGUCUAACAGAGAAACAAGCUCAGCAAAUUGCAGACAACAAAAUGUACAUUAAAGAAUUGGAAGAUAAAGAGACAGUGUUUGUUCAAAAUGUAGAUGAGCUUCUAAUAGUAAUAAAAGAAACUGAAGCAGAUGCUGCUCGAUGGAGAGAAGCCUGUGAAUUGGAAGUAGAAGCUGGAAAAUACCAGAUUCAAGAACUUGACAAACUGGUUGGCAUAAUGAAGCUAGAACUGGAAAAAACAAAGGCUGCAUUAGAGAUAUCAAAUGGAAAGUUAAAACUGAAAGAAGAACUGGCAAAUGCUGCAAUGGCUGCACAGGCAGCAGCAGAGAAAUCGCUGCAAUUGGCUGACAGCAGGAGUGUAGUACUCCAACAACGCGUCGAGGAACUAAGGAGACAACUAGAAGAAGCGGAGAGCAGAGAGCGUAGCCGGCGUAAAGUGAGGCAUAUAUGUUGUUGGCCAUGGAGAGCAAGAAUGGUACCAGAAAUGCAGCCCUUACUUCACCACAGCCUGUGACAUUUUCUCAUUGGAGAACCUAGAAAGAGUUCCUUUGUUUCAUUUCUUUCUGCCGUUUGUAUAGUUGAGCAACUAAUGUAAUGUGCAACAUGUAAUUAUGGAAAAUACUUGCCUGCGUUUCUAU